Molecule: messenger RNA, 1215 nt
Organism: Caenorhabditis auriculariae
Lineage: Eukaryota; Metazoa; Nematoda; Chromadorea; Rhabditida; Rhabditidae
Source: the annotation of a GenBank genome assembly
AUGGACGAGUGCGGUCGUUGUGGAGUCAAAGUCGGCGAAGAUGCGGCUCUUUUGGCCCGAGGAACGGUUUGAAACUGGAUGAAAAAUGAAAAAAUGAAACAAAAACUUACAGUUGUGGCAUGUAAACCAUCUCAUGUGUGACUUAUGUUCGUGCCGCAUACACGAAAAUGAAAGGUUUCGUCUUGUAAAUUAAAAUAAAUCAGGAAUAAGUCCAUAAAUGGAUCACGUUUAUUUUUCACUGUUUAUUUCAAAAUUAGUCUUUUUCAAAUUUUCUAUUCUUUCUUUCUAUUUCAUAUUACUCAUUAGAAAAAAACAUUUAAAGCUUCUGAAAGCAAAGUGUGACUAAUUUUUAACGAAAUAAAAAUUUGCUCAGAUGUGCUUCGCACAGCGGGUUGCUGCUCUGUGAGCACUGCCAUCUCCGAGCCACCCGACCGAAAUGUCACGGUAACUGCCAUUUUCGAACCGAGGGAAUCCGAAAAUCUGCAGGUUGCAGUGAGCACAUUGUCGGCCACUUUACAGAAGCGAUGGGUCAUCUUUGGCAUCCGAGUUGCUUCCAAUGUACUAUGUGAGUCUUGUCCUUUAUAAAAUAGUUUGAUAACCACUAUAAAUUAUGAGCCUCCGUGUUCUUACAAUCAUUUGUUUUAUAAUUACUGGGAAAAUUUUUAGUGGCCAGUAUAGGGUUUUGACGCUUUAGUGGCCACUAUAGUAGUCAAAUUACUGACCACUUAAGGGGUUAAAAAUUAGUGAUCAUUAUACAGGUCUAAGUGAUACUACUAGACCACAAACAAUUUUAGUGGCCACUUUAGGGGUCAAUGGAUCAACAUAACUGGUUCAAUCUGUUAGUUUUAUAAUUAUCAGAGUUACUGGGUGAAAAACUACUGAAGUGACGACUAAAUAGAGAAGCUCUAUAGUGCCCACUGAAACGGUAAAUAGUGGCCACUAUAGAGGUGGGUUUAAUGGCCACUUUAGUGUCCUCUCCAAGUAGUCCUUGGCGGGCCUCUAUAGUGGCCACUAAAAAUUUUCCCAGUACUCCGGUGGGGGAAAUAAAUGCAGAGACGAAAGCUGUUUCAAGUUGAACGAGGUGUAAAUUCAAAGUUCAGAUGUCACCACACUCUUCUGAAGACGUUCGUCACGCUGCCCAACAAACAACCGGCCCAUCAAGAUUGCUUCUGGGAGCUCAAACUGAAGCUCAAUGUUGUUCAAAAGUCGUUCUGA